AUGUCUAGCAUACCUACGUAUCAGAAAGCUCUCGUUACCAAUGGCCCCAAAAAAGCCGCCCUAGUAACGGACAGGGCGAUUCCUGCCCUGCGCGAUGACUACCUCCUUGUCCGUGUGGUAUCCGUUGCUCUAAACCCGACAGACUGGAGGCACAUUGACUUUCUCUCGCCGCCAUCCCUGCUAGUAGGAUGUGACUACGCGGGGACCGUGAUAGAAGUCGGCAAGGACGUCAAAAAGCCGUGGAAGAAAGGCGAUCGAAUUGCCGGUGUUGCUCAUGGGUGCAAUGCCGGCCAGCCGGAGGACGGAACCUUCGCAGAAUACAUCGUGGUGAAAGGAGACAUCCAGUUCCAUAUCCCCGAUCAUUUGAGCUUCCAGGAAGCCUGUACCCUGGGAGUUGCUGUGGGUACAUCCCUUCUGGGGCUGUACCAGGGUUUGCACAUGGCACGUCCAGCGACCCCUAUUUCGCACAUUGAGCCAGUGCUGAUCUACGGGGGAUCGACGGCCAGCGGGACAAUUGCAAUCCAGUUUGCCAAACUGUCCGGCUACCAGGUCAUUACGACAUGCUCUCCGCGGAAUUUUCACUUGGUACGAGAUCGGGGAGCGGACGCUGUAUUCGAUUACAAUGAUCCUGCCGCGGCGGCUCAAAUCCGCACAUUUACCAACAAUAGUCUCAAGCUCAUUCUUGAUACUAUUGCUGUGGAGGCUACGGCCCGGUUCUGCAGCGAAGCGCUGUCCACUGAAGGGGGCAGCUACGUGAGUUUACGGCCUGCUCAGGUCCCCCGGGAAGAUGUGAGAUCCAGCAGCGUUCUCACCUACACUGUGAUUGGAGAGCCCUUUAGUUUUGGGCCGAAACAGCUACCUGCAAACCCUCAAAGUCGUGCCAUCAUGGAGGAGCAUAUUGCAUUUGUUGAAGGCCUUCUAGAUAAGAAGAGACUGAAGCCACAUCCGCUACUGGUUGGUGCUAAUGGGCUGGCUGGUGUUUGUGAGGGAUUGGAUCGGAUGAGGAUGGACGCUGUUAGUGGUCAGAAACUGGUGUAUAAUGUCUCCGAGACUCCUUGCGUAAUAGACACCUCAACCUGCUAG
Aspergillus pseudonomiae is the source of this 1083-nucleotide messenger RNA. RefSeq names its product zinc-binding alcohol dehydrogenase family protein. Gene Ontology annotation, molecular function: oxidoreductase activity, acting on NAD(P)H. The record is from RefSeq and is a predicted model, not a curated record. NCBI's taxonomy places the organism in Eukaryota, Fungi, Ascomycota, Eurotiomycetes, Eurotiales, Aspergillaceae. The transcript has a single exon. Bases 1 to 1083 code for a protein of 360 amino acids.